Molecule: messenger RNA, 1200 nt
Organism: Phaeoacremonium minimum UCRPA7
Lineage: Eukaryota; Fungi; Ascomycota; Sordariomycetes; Togniniales; Togniniaceae
Product: putative acetyl- acetyltransferase protein
Exons: 4
Coding region: 1-1200 (399 amino acids)
Biological process (GO): fatty acid beta-oxidation; ergosterol biosynthetic process
Molecular function (GO): acetyl-CoA C-acetyltransferase activity
Source: RefSeq, a predicted model, not a curated record
AUGUCUAACCUUCCUCCCGUCUACAUCGCCGCCGUGGCCAGAACCCCUGUGGGCUCCUUCUUGGGGCAACUGUCCAGUCUCAGUGCUACUCAGCUGGGUGCCCAUGCCAUCAAGUCUGCCGUUGAGCGCGUGCCCCAGAUCAAGCCCGAAGAUGUCGAGGAAGUCUUCUUCGGUAACGUCCUCUCAGCCAACCUCGGUCAGGCCCCUGCCCGCCAAUGCGCGAUAAACGCCGGCCUCUCCAACUCGACGGUCUGCACGACGGUCAACAAGGUGUGCGCCUCGGGCAUGAAGGCCAUCAUCCUCGGCGCCCAGACCAUCAUCACCGGUAACGCCUCCAUCGUCGUCGCCGGCGGCACCGAGUCCAUGUCCAACACCCCCCACUACCUGCCCAGCCUGCGCAACGGCGCCAAGUACGGCGACCAGACUCUCGUCGACGGCGUGCAGAAGGACGGCCUGCGUGAUGCCUACGGCAAGCAGGAGCUCAUGGGCAUGCAGGGCGAGCUGUGCUCCCAGGACCACGAGCUCACCCGCGAGCUGCAGGACGAGUACGCCAUCAAGACCUACCAGCGGGCCCAGGCCGCCACCGAGGCUGGCGUCUUCGCCGAGAUUGCCCCCAUCGAGGUCAGCGGCGGCCGUGGCAAGCCCGCCGUCAAGAUCACCAAGGACGAGGAGGCCAGCAAGCUCAACAUUGACAAGCUCAAGACCGUCCGCCCCGCCUUCAUCCCCAACGGCGGCACCGUCACCGCCGCCAACGCCGCGCCCCUCAACGACGGCGCCGCGGCCGUCGUGCUCGUCUCCGAGGCCAAGCUCAAGGAGCUGGGCAUCACGCCCAUCGCCAAGAUCCUCGGCUGGGGCGACGCGGCGCGCGAGCCCGAGCGCUUCACCACCGCGCCCGCGCUGGCCAUCCCCAAGGCCAUCAAGCACGCCGGCCUGACCGACAAGGACGUCGACUACUACGAGAUCAACGAGGCCUUCUCCGUCGUCGCCCUCGCCAACAUCAAGCUGCUGAGCCUCGACCCGGAGCGCGUCAACGUCUUUGGCGGCUCCGUCGCCAUCGGCCACCCCCUCGGCUGCUCCGGCGCCCGCAUCGUCACCACCCUCACCACCGUCCUGCGCGAGAAGAAGGCCAAGAUCGGCUGCGCGGGCAUCUGCAACGGCGGCGGCGGCGCCUCCGCCCUCGUCAUCGAGAACCUGCAGUGA